CAUUUCAUGACAAAUACAACGUUGUGUUUUUGGAUCGGUUUAAAUCAUUGAGGAAGAUAUCUAUUGCAUGGUCAGCUAUGUAUACAGUUUCCCAGUGUGCUAUAUAUAUGUAUUUGUCAUUAUUGGGUUUUUCCAACUUUACAGUUUUUCUGUUGAUUGAAAUAUUGUUGUUGAAAUUAUCAUUGCAGGACAAUACUAUAAAGCAUGGAGACUGUAGAACAGGGAAUUCAAUAUUUUCAGGACCAUACACAAAGAGUGUUUGAACAUAUCGAGAAACAAGCACUUCGAGUCGGUGCAAAAUGUGAUAAAUAUAUGGACAAUGAUUCACCAAGAAAGAAAUAUCUGUGUGAAGUAUUGCUGAGGGUUCCAUUAUUUUUCAUAAUUCACCAAUGGCUACUUUUUAGUCCAUAUUCUUAUUACUGGAUUAUUGAACUAUUCCUCUUUGUCGUUCGGUAUGGAGUCGCUUUCCUUCUGGUUGGAACAUGGGCGUUGAACAUCGGUGUCCUCUUACAAGUUUAUACCAUUCUUACAUUCGAUUUGGCCAUAUCAUGGCUGACAAGAAUAAAUUAUUGGACACACCAGGACGGGGUGCAUGGUUUAUGCCAUGAAAAGAAUGUUCUAGUUUGGACUGAUGUGACAGAACAAUGGAGAGUACCUGCGCUGUGUUCCAGCCUGCUGCAAUUUGUCUACCUUUGUUAUAGACCUGGAGCGUUCGUACACAGAGAAAAAAAGCAUGUAACCAUCUGGAUUUAUGUCGCAUUGCUUGCCACACUGGUUCCUAACAUUCUAAGUGUAUCAAAUAUAUUUCCUUCCCUGAUGUCAGAACUCUCAUAUUGGAUAGAAAUUAUAUUAUUCAUCAUAGUGUUUGUAUUAGAAGUUGUUUCCAAUAUGGAUGUAGAUGCUAAAGUUGAUGAAAAGAAAUUAAUGCUACUAACUGCAAAACAUACACUGGCAAAUGAUGAGCAGACAAAACUAGAAUACAGAACUAGAAUACAAGAUCUACGACGACGUAUAGAAAAACGGAAUCAGGGUAGUAACUUCGUUGAACGUUUCCCAGUUGCCUUACUUUUGGUUGGAACAUGGACGUUCAACAACGGAGUCCUUCUGCAGCUCUACACAAGUCUUACAUUCGAUAUCGCCAUCAUGUGGUUGAAAAGAAUGGAUUAUUGGACUCGCGAAGAAGAGGCAUCCAGAAUUAGCCAGGGAAAAAUGCCUGAUUUCACAGAACGUUGGAGGACACCAGCGGUGUAUUCCAUUCUACUUCAAAUUGUCUACAUAUGCUACAGGCCAGGAGCGUUCAUACACAAGCAGAAAAAGCAUGUUACCGCGUGGAUUUAUAUUCCAUUGCUUGUCACACUGGUUCCCAAUAUUUUAAGCGCACUCAGCAUAUUUACUUCAGGCAUGUCAGAACUUUCAUAUUGGAUAGAAAGUACAUUAUUAACUGCAGUAUUUGUUUCUGAAAUUCUUUCAAACGCAGAUGUAGAUCUCAGAGUUGAUAAAAAGAAAUUGAGGACGCUUACAACAGAUGAGCACACGAAGCUUAAAUACAACAACAGAAUUCAAGAUUUACAACGACGAAUAGAUAAACGAUCCCAGAGCGGUAGCUACGCGGACCGUUUUCCUGACACUUGGUUCAUUCGAGAUACAAUGCUGGCCUUCGGAGCUUUUUAUUUUUUUCUGACUCUCCUGAUCGAAAUAACUAUCUAUCAAAGACAAAUAGGUUUUAUGCUGACAUUAGAUACCUUUCUUGAAGUGUCUACAAUAUGGUGCACUACCAAUGUCGUUGUCAUUUUUAUAUCGUACGGACUUGGAUUUAUAUCUAAUCUAAAUAUUGCUCUGUGUCAUAUGUUUCUUACCACCGAAAUAAAUAUAAUCGAAGCUAUCGAUGCUAACAGUGGUGGUUUUGUACAAGUUUCUGCGCUUAUAGCAUUUACCGAAGCAAACAUUUUGUCUUUAGAGUACACUGAAAAAUCAGAAGCUAUAACAAUGGUAGUUUUCCUUGCCGUCUACGCUAUAAUCUUUCAAACACUUGACGUUCUACAGGAAAAAAUCCUGAAUGCAGUUUACAGUGGAAUUUCUCCCGGUGUACUAUUCUAUCUACGAGUCGGAAUUUUGUCAGGACUUCUUGUGACUGCUCCAACUUUCUCCACAUUUAUUGUUUCUAAACAUUUAGACAUUAACCCCUGGCUUUUCUUUCUUGCAUCUGGAAAUUGUACUUUAAUUCUCCGAGCCAUAUUUAUGUUAGUAGAAUGUGUUCUUGUAUGCCUUACCUGGUACACUGCACGACACCUAAGUAAAUUAGAGGGAGCAAUACAUUACACGCGAUUAUCAAAGGGCCUGUGCAUUGUGAUACUUAAUACGGCACAGAGUUACGGGAGAUACAUAUGUCCGUUUUUUAAAGGUUGGUGGUUUGUAAGACUGUGCUUAGCUAUAUUCCGUUCAGGUCUGGUUUGUUUUACUCUUGGAAGGAAUGAAGUAACCAGGUUCAAAAACAGAAACAAGAUGGUAACUCUUCUAAACAAACUACCGGAUGAGACAUUUCAGUCUCAUUUAACUUCAGACAAUGGUGAGGAAGAGUCAAACGAGUGCGCAAUUUGUUACAAUGUGAUGACGGAAGGAAAAACCUUACCUUGCAAACACACUUUCCACAAGGACUGCCUAAGACGCUGGUUCCAAGUUAGAGUUGUUUGUCCGUUCUUGCAUACCAGACGGGGAUUUCCGGUAUUUUUACCGGUGUGA
Messenger RNA from Mercenaria mercenaria, 2739 nucleotides. RefSeq lists its product as uncharacterized. NCBI's taxonomy places the organism in Eukaryota, Metazoa, Mollusca, Bivalvia, Venerida, Veneridae. The record is from RefSeq and is a predicted model, not a curated record. The transcript is spliced from 3 exons. The coding region runs from base 205 to 2739 and encodes 844 amino acids.